AUGUUUAGGAGAAUGAGCCCAAACACUUGCUGGCUUUGCAAGAUAUGCAGAGCAGAAGAAAAUGGGAUCAGUUCUAAAGUUUCUUUGGAGGAGGUGCUACAAUGGUCCCACUCUUUUGAAAAGCUGAUAACAAGUAAAUAUGGGCCUAUGAUCUACAAGAUCUACUUGAAGACAGAGCACAGUGAUGAAAACAUAGAAUUCUGGCUUGCUUGUGAAGCUUAUAAGAAGAUCACAUCACAGAGGAAAAGGAUUUCCAUGGCCAGGAAGCUUUUUGCAAGUUACAUUCAACCCGAUGCUCCCAAUGAGAUUAACAUUGAUAGUCCUGCAAGGAAAGCAAUUAUAAGGAACAUGCAAGAGCCCACAGAGUCCUGUUUUGAUGAAGCACAGAGAAUAAUUUACAUGCACAUGGAAAGAGAUUCUUAUCCACGAUUUCUUGAAUCAACGUUCUACCAGAAACUCAAACACAGCCUUCAAACUAAAAGCAAUAAUUCAGAUAAAGGUUGAAAAUUUAGAAAGGUUUCUUCUGGCAUGGAAGUGUUUAAGAUUUAAUGUAGACUGGAGAAAUCAGGCAGUAGACAAAUAUUAUUACCAAUCUGCUAAAUUGUGCUGUUGAUAUUAGAAUUGAUGAGGCACUAUCUUCCCCCUUCUCUUUUCUUUUCCCCAUGGAAGACUUCUGUUUUUUUUUUCCUGUCCCCUCAAUAAAACCCUAAAAACUAGUGAAAACUAGGUAUGAAAAAGUUUCAGCCAAAAGUGAUAGCCUAAGAUUCUAGUCUUUGAUUGAUAUUUGACAACUCUAAGAACAUGUUUUCAGUAUGCUUGAGAGAUCUGAAAUAAGAC
Calidris pugnax (ruff) is the source of this 837-nucleotide messenger RNA. RefSeq names its product regulator of G-protein signaling 13 (gene RGS13). The transcript has 4 exons. Lineage: Eukaryota; Metazoa; Chordata; Aves; Charadriiformes; Scolopacidae. The coding region runs from base 1 to 504 and encodes 167 amino acids. The record is from RefSeq and is a predicted model, not a curated record.